CUCUAUUUCAGAGUUUUCCCUUCAAGUUUUUCGUUGUGUGUGCGUGUUGCCUCGUGUUUGCGUUGCAAAUAUUCCAUUUAUUUGAUUGAUUUCGCUGGCCAAGUGCAGCACCGUAUUCUAAGGAGUACCUGUGAUAAGAAAAGAACCCGGCUGAUUAACCAGAGAGCAGGCCUUGCACUUUGAUUCCCCAGUGCCCUUGGCAACAAGUAAUUUCCCCCCUUCCAUAUUCGCUGCAAAAGCUCUCGAGAGAAAUGCAGAACGGAAAACCGAGAUCCGCGGCCAGGCCGUCCACCCACUACAACCGUCGCCCCAGAUCCGGAGUGCCCAACACCGCCACGGAGAACGCUGCGUCAGCGGCUGCGGUCAAGCCGGAGGCCAUGGACAACCAGGUGGGCAUCGACGACAAUGCCUGUGUGGUGUGUUUCAAGAAUGUGGACAUCUACUCGAUUGGGGACUGCGAUCACCCGGUGUGCUACGAGUGCUCCACCCGGAUGCGUGUCCUCUGCCAGCAGAACGAAUGUCCCAUCUGUCGCCACGUCCUGUCCAAGGUUCUGUUUACGCUAGAGAAGCUACCCUAUCGCGAACUGGAGGCCAACAAUCGCUCCGACUUCUACAGCAAGAAGUACCGCAUCGGUUUCUGCAGCGCCGAGAUUCAGCAGCAGUUCUUCAAGCUGCUCGACCAUCCCUGCCCCAAAUGCGAUGCCCCCCCGUACCGCACGUUCCAGGGCCUGCGCAACCAUGUGCGCAGCGAGCACAGCCUGCUGUACUGCGACCUCUGCGUGGAGACCCUCAAGAUCUUCACGUUCGAGCGCAGGUGCUACACGCAGGCGGAGCUGCAGCUGCACAACAGCAAGGGCGAUCCGGACAAUCGCUCGCAUCGCGGCCAUCCGCUGUGUGAGUACUGCAAGAAGCGCUACCUGGACCGCGACGAGUUGUUCCGGCAUCUGCGGCGUGAGCACUACUUCUGCCACUUCUGUGAUGCCGACGGCUGCAAUGAGUUCUACAACGACUAUGCCGAUUUGGCAGAUCAUUUCCGGCAGGAGCACUUUCUCUGCGAGGAGGGCAAGUGCGCCACCGAGCAGUUCGUCGGUGCCUUUCGAAAUGAGAUCGAGUACAAGGCGCACGUGGCCAACAUGCACGGCAAGUCGCUCAACAAGCAGCAGGCCAAGCAGACGCGCACCCUGCAGCUGGAAAUCACCUUGGGACCGCGUGGACGCAGCGGUCAGACGGAGCAGGGCAUAGCCAAUAUGAGAGCGAGAAACGAUGAGCACAACGACUACCUGGACGAUCUGCCAUCGAGUAGCCAGCGUCAUGUGAGCAUCGAUGCUGGCAACGAGGACCAGUUUCCCACUUUGAGGGGAACCGCCGCAGCUCCCAGCGUUUCCCUCGUGAGGCCGCCGCCGCCCUCGAUGCGCAAUCUCAGCGGCACCUCGGGACUUGCUCGGACCAAAGAAAACUUUCCGGCGCUUGGAGGGGGAAAUGGUGGUGGCGUGGCCGGUUCCAGCGGUUCCAGCAGCCUCGCCGCCAGAGCUGCCCAGUCCCAGUAUCCGGUGGCGGCGGUCUUUAAGAAGCCAACCGGUGCGGCGGCAUCUGCCGGCAAUCGCAGUACACCGUCCGGCAAUGGAAUGCUCUUGCAUGUCUCCAAUCGGCCAGCAGCUGUGGCCAAAAAGGCUGGCGCACCGCAGCUAGACUUCCCCGCCUUACCGGGCAAGGGCAACAAGAAGAACUUGCGCAAUCUGGAGGAGGACAUGUUGCCCAGCGGCUCUGCGGUGCCCAUGACGAAUAUAUCCGCUAAGCAUCGGUCGCUGGCCGACGACUAUGUGUCGGUGGCCAACCCGACCAACUUCCAUAAGCUGCAGAUGGUACAAAAGGAGGAGGACGAGGCCAAGGCGCGACAGGAGGCCCUGAAGAAGAGUGCUCCCAAGCUCACCGCCUCGGAGUUCCCCAGCCUGGGCCCGAGUGCCAGUGCCAGUGCCAGUGCCAGUGCCAGCAGUUCCGGCAGGGGCAACGCUCCGAAGCCGACUAAUGGAUCUGGCUCCUUGAACUGGUCCAAGCCAACGUCCGAGAAGAAGCUGCGUGAGCUGGAGAAUCGCAAGUCCAAGGUGGCACCGGCACCUGUUUUGCCCACAGCCACAGCAAAGCCGGCAGCCAAGGCCACUAAUAACACUAAUAACAAUGUCCAGGAGCAACAGGGAAACAAAAAAGAUAAGAAAGCAAAGGAUAAAAAGGGCAAUCUGGAGAAUCAGCCCAAGGGGGGCAAGCAAAAGGAGAAGAACAAUAACAACGAACAAAAGUCGGGAGCCAAUGGAGCUCCACCCACACCAAUACGUGCUCCACCCGGCCUGGGAUCUGGAGGAGCGCUCAAACCACCGCCCGGUUUCGUGUCCAAUGUGACUGUCAACUCGGUGGCCAAGCUGCCCAACAAUCUCACCUUCACCAGUUCGAUGGGCGAGUCCUAUGACAUUGUACCUAGCCACUAUACGUACAUCGAUCCACCAGAUACCAGCUCCAGGAAUCAGAAAUUGGUGGACGAGGUCAUGGGCUUAAUCCGAACCCCGCAGGCAUUAGAAGUAUUUCGCAUACUGUCGUCCAAGUUCCGCGAUGGAUCCUGCUCUGGUCAAUCCUAUUACAUGCACUGCCAGGACGUCUUGUUCGAUUCGUUUUACAAUCUGUUCCCGGAGCUGCUGGCCAUGCUGCCUGACAUAAGCAAGCAACAGGAACUUUAUCUAGUGCACAAACAGCAUCUGAACAGCUUGUCGCCCGCCAAGCGCAAAUCCGUGCCGUCACUCGAAGUGUGCAAGGUCUGCAAACAGGUCCUCAUCCCCGCCGACUUGCAGGAACACCAGCAGGCGCAUGAGCUCACCAAGAACUUCCCCGUGCUGGGAAGCACAGCCUCCAAUACGCACCGCAACUGAGACGUCGUGUGGAUCGCAGGACAACAAAAGCUUUAUCCCAUGUAUAUUUUCUAUGUAUAUACCGUUUCAAUCAACCAGAAGCAGGAGCAGAAGUCCAUGUCCCCAGGUCAUGUAGUGAGUGGAAAUCCGAAUGUGAACUAGCCGAACAAGUAGAACUACAAUAUAUCACCCCACAAAACGAGCCGCAACGAAGCAAUCUGUUCUAUGUGACUUAGUCCGGUGGUUCAGUAGCAUAAUGAGCAGCCUGUUGGUGUGGGAUGCGUUUUUAAUAUUUACGAGUGAGCUUGUGUUUAGCAAAUGCCCGAAACCUAAUAAAGUUCAAAUCAAUCACA
This is a messenger RNA of Drosophila elegans, 3247 nucleotides long. Its product is annotated as E3 ubiquitin-protein ligase ZNF598. The record is from RefSeq and is a predicted model, not a curated record. Gene Ontology annotation, biological process: rescue of stalled cytosolic ribosome; protein ubiquitination. The transcript is spliced from 6 exons. Gene Ontology annotation, molecular function: ribosome binding; ubiquitin protein ligase activity. The coding region runs from base 252 to 2915 and encodes 887 amino acids. Lineage: Eukaryota; Metazoa; Arthropoda; Insecta; Diptera; Drosophilidae.